This is a messenger RNA of Alosa sapidissima (American shad), 1027 nucleotides long. RefSeq names its product sulfotransferase 6B1-like. NCBI's taxonomy places the organism in Eukaryota, Metazoa, Chordata, Actinopteri, Clupeiformes, Clupeidae. The coding region runs from base 95 to 1024 and encodes 309 amino acids. The transcript is spliced from 8 exons. Gene Ontology annotation, molecular function: sulfotransferase activity. Gene Ontology annotation, cellular component: cytoplasm. Gene Ontology annotation, biological process: sulfation. The record is from RefSeq and is a predicted model, not a curated record.
ACACUCCCCCUUCACAUGUGAUCUCAAGUGAUAUUGCAGCAGUUCGACAUCUGAACUCCAAACUCGACAGUAUUUUUUUUUUUAAAACAACAUCAUGAGUCUAUCCGCUGCUCAGCAAGGAGGUGCCCCGACAUGGAGAGAGGCCAGAAUGGAGAUGGCCAAAAGGCUAAAGGACGACGAGAAGCUCCACUUGUUCGAUGGAAUCCUCUACCCUGUGGUUAUCUGCCCGGCCGAAAACAUGGAGGCCCUUAGGACCCUGAAGGCCAGAUCAGACGAUGUGGUUUUGCUUUCCUUCCCAAAGUGCGGAUUUAACUGGAUGGUGUCUCUCUUACGGAAAAUGCUGGUUGCAGUAAAAGGGAAGAGUUUCUCAUCAGAGAUGCCUCCACAACUUGAAUUCUGUACCCCAGAGAUGCAGAAGACAAUAGAACAAGAGCCGUCGCCAAGGUUACUGGGCACUCAUUGCAACAUGGGGAGACUGCCUCUUCUGUCCCAGUCCAUCAGAGACCACAAGACAAAGAUGCUAAUGGUGUUCCGGAACCCAAAAGACACGGCUGUGUCCUACUUCCACUUCAUGAACAGUAACCCAACUCUGCCCAGCACUCAGUGGGACAUGUUCUUCUUAGACUUCCUGACUGGGAAUGUACCAUUUGGAUCCUACCUGGAUCAUAUUGAAGACUGCUCCAAACUGGUCGAUGAACCCAAUGUGAUGACUGUUAUGUAUGAGGACCUAAAGGAGCAGGACUUGGCUGGAAAUCUCCGGCGGAUCGCCCGCUUCCUGGACGUCCCCCUGACGGAGGAGCAACUCCAGGCCAUCUCAGCCAAGAGCACCUUCAGUGCCAUGAAGGAGAAUGCCGUCAACACCCACGGCAAAUUUGGCAAUGUCUUAUUCCGGAAAGGUGAGGUGGGUGACUGGAGGAAUCACUUCAGUGAGGCCCAGAGCCAACAGAUGGACGAGGAGUUCAACAAGAGACUAGCAGGAACCAAACUGGGGGCCCUGCUCCAAUACGACACCUACUGCAAGUAGGGA